UACACCCCUGCUUGUUACCCUUUAUGGCAUAGAUGUCUGCAUCUGCAAUUGGUGCGACCACUGCACAAAUAAGACUAAUUUUCUGUUCCCCGCGAAUUAUGUUCGAACAAGUCUGCAGCUUUUUGUGAUCUGGUGAUAUAUUAGCAUUUCAGAUAUUUUAACCAGACUAAUUAGAAGUUACAAUAUACAGUAUAGAUCCAAGAGACUUUAGUUUUAUCCAGAGAUUCAGGUGAUUCCCGUCCAGAUUAAAUAGAAGAUAUGGCGGAAAAGUCUCCAAAUGAUGAAAGUGGCCUAGAUGAUUCAAUAUCUGGUGAAUUUCCAGAAAAUGCUGAUAGUACUGAGAAAUCACAGAAGUUGAAUGAAAGUGAUACAGGCACGGUGCCUAAAAAGAUACGUCUGCAUACCCCUAGUCCUGGUCCUGAGCCAUUCAUGGUACAACCAUCUCCUCCAAAGUUUGUAACAUUUGAUGACUUGAUGGCUGCUGCAAGUGGUGUAAGGAAUAUGAGUCUUGCCCAUGAGAUUGCUGUUGAUUCCAACUUUAAAUUUGAGAAUGUGCAACAACCUGGGUCUAGUCUGCAAAAGCAAGUGAAAGAAAUUAUACACAAAGCAUUCUGGGAUGCAUUCAGUGAGAAGUUGGAGGAAAAUCCACCUGACUUUGGACAUGCUGUGGUUCUCAUUAAAGAAGUGAAAGAGAGUUUGAUGUCUGUGUUAUUGCCCCAGCAUAAACGCUUACAGUCACAGAUGGAGGAAGUUCUUGAUCUAGAUCUUAUUCAACAGAAGCUUGAGAAUGAUGCAUUCGACAUUUAUUACUACUCCGAUUAUGUAGUAGGCAUUAUGGGUAAAUUGUGUGCUCCUGCCAGGGAUGAUCGUAUAGCCAAAUUGAAGGAAACGAAAGAAAUCGUGCCAUUGUUUAAGGAAAUAUUUGAAGUUCUUGACCUGAUGAGGAUGGAUAUGGCUAACUUCACCAUACAACAGAUUAGACCAUACAUACAGCAACAAUCAGUAGAAUUCGAGAAGAAAAAGUUUGAAGAAUUUAUAAUGAAACAGCAAGAGGCUGGCAUAGACGGUCUUGAGCUUACAAAGUGUUGGUUGGCAAGAAGUUUUGAGAACUUAAAGUCAAGGCCAGUAGCUCCUGAAGAGGAAGUUUCCCAACCAAACAUGCCCACCCCAGCAGCUAUUCUAAAUGGUGCUUAUAUGGAAUUAUUGCAGUGGGAUACUAGCAGAAUUUUUCCAGAGACCCUUGUAUUAGACCAAAGUAGAUAUCUUGAGUUAAGAGAACAGACACUGCGUCUCACAAUGGUUACAUCAAUAUUA
Messenger RNA from Ruditapes philippinarum (Manila clam), 1314 nucleotides. Its product is annotated as T-complex protein 11-like protein 1. The annotation marks the transcript as partial. Gene Ontology annotation, biological process: signal transduction. NCBI's taxonomy places the organism in Eukaryota, Metazoa, Mollusca, Bivalvia, Venerida, Veneridae. The transcript has 9 exons. The record is from RefSeq and is a predicted model, not a curated record.